AUGUAUCCAAGCCUAAUCUUUUGCCUCGCCUUCUGCUGUUCCUGGAGCGCAACAGCACUACCGCAAUCCCAGCAAGCCACAUCAUCAGCCCCGGCAUCCACAUCGUCAACUCCUGCCGCACCUAGAGCAGUCUCCGACGAAUGCGCCGAUCCCAAACGUCCCGCAAACAUCCCCUGCGGCGUCUGGCUCGGCGUGAGUGACCAAGCCAUGCCUUUGCAACAAGACCCCUCCCUCACACUCUCCGUAACCCCAAUCAAGGCCGCUGCGUCCAUCUCCGACGACGAAAUACUAGACACCAGCCUUCUCCACGACGCACUUGGAGUUCUCAUCAGUGAUGUCAAGCUUUUCAUUGCGUCAGGCGAGCCUUACAAUCCCAACGAACUUGACUUGCAUCAGGUUGCCAAAUCUAGCGGAAGUGGGUCGGUGUCCAUCAAAUUCGCGCAGACGCAGGACCAGUAUGCCAAUGUGCAGCCUUUUACGCUCAACGGGUUGCUCAAUCUUUGGUAUACGCUGUCGGAAAUGGAAGCGAAAGUCAGUUCGUCUCUACAGCUCAAGAAGAAGGAUGGGACUGUGGUCGGGCAGGGCUGUGUAUCUACGGCGAGUGUUCCGGACUGCUAG
Molecule: messenger RNA, 618 nt
Organism: Bacidia gigantensis
Lineage: Eukaryota; Fungi; Ascomycota; Lecanoromycetes; Lecanorales; Ramalinaceae
Exons: 1
Coding region: 1-618 (205 amino acids)
Source: RefSeq, a predicted model, not a curated record